AUGAAAGUAUUAUCUGAAGGACAAUUAAGGUUUUGUGUUGUUCAACCAAUACAUCUCACGUCAUGGCUGCUCAUAUUCUUCAUUCUGAAGUCUAUCUCUUCUCUAAAACCUGCCCGACUUCCAAUUUAUCAAAGGAAACCUUUUAUAGCUGCUUGGAAUGCUCCAACGGAUCAGUGUUUGAUAAAAUACAAUAUAGGACUAAAUUUGAAAAUGUUUCAGGUGAUUGGAAGCCCACUGGCCAAGGCCAGGGGGCAAAAUGUCACUAUAUUUUAUGUCAACAGAUUGGGAUACUAUCCAUGGUACACAUCACAGGGGGUUCCCAUUAAUGGGGGUCUCCCCCAGAACAUAAGUUUGCAAGUACAUCUAGAAAAAGCUGACCAAGAUAUUAAUUAUUACAUCCCUGCUGAAGAUUUCAGUGGACUUGCUGUUAUAGACUGGGAAUAUUGGCGACCCCAGUGGGCCCGUAACUGGAACACAAAAGAUGUUUACAGACAGAAGUCAAGAAAGCUGAUUUCUGAUAUGCAAGAGAAUGUAUCAGCUACUGAUAUUGAAUAUUUAGCCAAAGCAACAUUUGAAGAAAGUGCAAAAGCUUUCAUGAAGGAAACCAUUGAACUGGGAAUGAAGAGUAGACCCAAGGGCCUCUGGGGUUAUUAUUUAUAUCCUGAUUGCCACAAUUAUAAUGUUUAUGCCCCGAAUUAUACUGGGUCAUGCCCAGAAGAAGAAGUUUUGAGAAACAAUGAGCUCUCUUGGCUCUGGAAUAGCAGUGCUGCUUUAUAUCCUUCUAUUGGUGUCAGAAAAUCUCUUGGAGACAACAAAAACAUUUUGCGCUUCUCGCAAUUUCGAGUGCAUGAAUCCAUGAGGAUCUCUGCCAUGACAUCCCAUGACUAUGCUCUGCCUGUAUUUGUCUACACAAGGCUAGGCUACAGAAAUGAACCUUUAUUUUUUCUUUCUAAGCAAGAUCUAAUCAGUACCAUUGGAGAAAGUGCUGCCUUGGGAGCUGCAGGCAUUGUCAUCUGGGGAGACAUGAAUUUAACUUCAUCUGAGGGCAACUGUACAAAGGUGAAGCAGUAUGUGAGUUCUGAUUUAGGGAGCUACAUAGUCAACGUGACCCGAGCGGCUGAGGUGUGCAGCCUUCACCUCUGUAGGAGGAACGGGAGAUGCAUAAGGAAGGUAUGGAAAGCUCCAGAUUACCUUCACCUGAACCCUGCAAGUUACCACAUAGAGGCCUCCGCAGAUGGAGAAUUUAUUGUGAAAGGAAGAGCAUCUGACACAGACCUGGAAGCGAUGGAGGAGAAAUUUUCCUGCCAUUGUUAUCAGGGGUAUGAAGGAGCCGACUGCAGAGGGACGAAGACGGCCGACGGCUGCUCUGGGGUUUUCUCCUUUUCUGGCUCACUAAUAACACUGAGCCUGCUGCUUUUAGCAGGUUCUCAGAGCGCUCGGUUGUGAGAGAAUUGAGUUUAACGGGAACUGUAUGGCCUGUAGUCACUUAGAGAAGAGAUGAAACUUAGGAUGGUUUUUUUUUUUUCUUAUGAAAUCCAUUGAGAGAUAUCAUAAGUAGACAUUAUGUAUGUCCCUUAACAUAAACACAAACAUAUUGCUUUAUUUGGCUCUGAUUUGGCUAAGAAACCAGAUCCAGGAAUAAAAUCAGUGCAGUCUUCUUCAUUACUGGAAUGUUUAAGUUGUAUUUAAACUAGACCUAGUAUAUUUUAGUCUUUAUAUGAACAUGUGUGUGUGUAAAUAUACAUAUUAAAUUAUUGAUUUCAAAG
Molecule: messenger RNA, 1766 nt
Organism: Zalophus californianus (California sea lion)
Lineage: Eukaryota; Metazoa; Chordata; Mammalia; Carnivora; Otariidae
Product: hyaluronidase-4
Exons: 3
Coding region: 1-1446 (481 amino acids)
Biological process (GO): hyaluronan catabolic process; carbohydrate metabolic process
Molecular function (GO): hyalurononglucosaminidase activity
Source: RefSeq, a predicted model, not a curated record